Maudiozyma barnettii is the source of this 3339-nucleotide messenger RNA. RefSeq names its product DNA-dependent ATPase FUN30 (gene FUN30). NCBI's taxonomy places the organism in Eukaryota, Fungi, Ascomycota, Saccharomycetes, Saccharomycetales, Saccharomycetaceae. The coding region runs from base 1 to 3339 and encodes 1112 amino acids. The transcript has a single exon. Gene Ontology annotation, molecular function: ATP binding; chromatin binding; DNA binding. The record is from RefSeq and is a predicted model, not a curated record. Gene Ontology annotation, cellular component: nucleus.
AUGACAGAUAGUUUCGCAGGCGACGACGAGGUUCAAGUUCCAGAGACAUCUUCCCCAACCAGCAGGAUUCUUUCAUCGUCACCAUUGAAAUCAUCCGGGCAAGAAACUGCAAAAGAUCAAACUGCAAGUUUGCGUGAUAAAUUCAUGUAUAAACCAAAUUUACAAAUGUCUAACGAUACUGCAAAGAGUACGGUAUCUCCGGUAGAACAUUUAGCUACUUUACAGAAGGAAUUUCCUGAUUUCUCAUCGACUUUAAUUCAAGCUGUAUUUAAAUCAAAUGCAUCUGAUAUUGGUAACGCUAGAGCACGUCUCAAUAGGAUCCAAGAACAAAGAUCAUCAUGGGCGAAGUCGCCGAGUACCACGGUUAAAGCCAAGGCAUCAUCGACCGCUAGAUUGAACUCUAUAUCUUCUUCCAAGUCUAAACAAUCUGUUUCUACCAAGAUUAAUGUAAAUAAACCAAAGAGUUCCAUUUUUGAUAGAUACUCCACUUCAAUGAAAAGAGCAUAUAAGAAACGUGAAGAAGAAGAUGGGGAUUAUGAAGAUUAUGAUGAAGAUGAUGAUAUAGCAGGUGUGCAUCGUGGUAAGAAUGGGAUGCUUUAUGAUCCUUCCUUAUUAUCAAAGAUUAAAAACAGCAAAAGUUUAAAGAUGGUAUCAUCAUCUGAACGUCACAAUAAACAAGCUGAUGGUAAAAAGAAGAGAAAAUUGGUCAGAGGUAGUGAAUUAGAUAAUGCAAGGAGUAAAAUGCUUGACAACAAGGUGAAAAAAUUGAUGAAGGAUGACAGCGAAGGAGAUGACCUUGAUGAUCUUGGUUCUGACGUAGACGAAGAUCAAUCUGGUAGUGAUGUCGAGUACGAGGAUAAGAGUUCUACAGCAAUCGACAUCGAUGAUCAGACUUUAGAGUUUUUAAACACUUCGGAUCCAUCAGAUCUUGCGGAUCUUGCGGAUACAACAUUUGAGAAGGCUAAAGUCAUCGUAUCCAAGAGACCCUUUUCCAAUUUGGAUCAUUUCGUAUUACAAGAAUUUUUAACUGAGGAAGAAAUCGCAAAGACUAAAGAUAGCAAAGAAAAGACUAAAGGUAAACGUGGAUAUCGUGGUAAUCAAAAGAAGGAGACCGAGAGAUUUCUUGAUAAGAUUAAACAAUCGAUUAGAGGUUAUAAUGCUAUUGAUUCGUUAUUGAAAACAUGUGCAUCAUACGGGACAUCUAUCGAAAAACAAAUGAAGACAUGGGGUGUUGACCUGAAUUCUAACGGAGAAUCUAAUUCUACCAAUCCAAAUGAUAAUGCAGGUAUCCCAGUAAUCUCUAUCGAUGACAAAGACGAUGAUGAUGAAGAAGAAGAAGAUGAUGAUGAUGAUGAGGUCAAGAUUAAACACCCUAAAAAUGAAGCGAUAGUAGAAGAAUUCGAUGAAACUGAAGCCAGUGUUACUCCUACGCCUACGCCUUCCAGUUUGGCAUUGGAUGUAAAACCUAAAAGCUCAGCCACAGAUGGGGACAGUGAUUUCGAACUCGAGGAAGAAGAAGAAGAGGAUAUUGAGGAUGAGGAUGAAGACUACGAAGAGAUUGCUUAUUCAAAGCGUCCUACGAUGAGCAGUCGUGCGCAUCGUCGUAAUAUGAAACUUGCUGUACAAAGAAAGGGACCAGUGAAGUAUUUCAAAGGUAAGCCACGUCUACUGUCGUCCGAUAUCCAAUUGAAGGAUUACCAACAGAUGGGUAUCAAUUGGUUGAACUUACUCUACCAUAAUGGGAUGUCCUGUAUCCUUGCAGACGAUAUGGGUUUGGGGAAGACGUGUCAAGUGAUUGCGUUUCUUGCAUAUUUGAAGCAAAUCAAUGAACCGGGCCCCAAUUUGAUCGUAGUGCCGUCAUCAACGUUAGAGAACUGGUUACGUGAAUUCAAGAAGUUCUGUCCAUCGAUGAAAGUGGAACCAUACUAUGGGUCCCAACAGGAGAGAGCGGAGCUUCGAGACUACUUGGAACGUACCGCUGGUCAAUAUGAUGUCGUUGUAACCACAUACAAUUUAGCUGCCGGUAACAAAUAUGACGUAGCGUUCUUAAAGAGCAGUGGAUUCAAUGUGGUGGUAUACGAUGAGGGCCACAUGUUGAAGAACUCUAUGUCCGAAAGAUUCAAUAAGCUAAUGAAGAUAAAGGCCAAGUUCAGAUUGUUAUUGACGGGUACCCCGUUGCAGAACAACUUGCGUGAAUUGAUGUCUCUGUUGGAAUUCAUCAUGCCCUCAUUAUUCAUUUCCAAGAAGGAUUCAUUGACUGCCAUAUUCAAACAAAGGGCGAAGACCACUGAUGGCAGUGACGAUCAUAAUCCUUUAUUGGUACAAGAAGCCAUUGAGCGUGCGAAGACCAUGAUGAAGCCGUUCAUUCUACGUAGACACAAAGACCAAGUGUUACGUCAUUUACCUAAGAAACAUAAUAAGAUAGUGAUGUGUGAAUUGAACGACGUCCAACGAAAGAUCUACGAUCGAGCCAUCACCAAUGCUAAGCAAUAUCGUGAAAAAGUCGCGAAUGGUACUGUGACCAGCGAUGAUAAAGCCAACAUGGACUCCAAGAAUCUAAUUAUGACAUUGAGAAAGGCCUCUAUCCAUCCAUUGCUGUUCCGCGAGAUAUAUGACAAUAAGACCAUCGAUGCCAUGAGUACGGCUAUCCUUAGUGAGCCGGCAUAUAGUAUGGACGGUAACAAGCAGUAUAUCCAAGAAGAUAUGAGCUAUAUGACGGAUUUCGAAUUGCAUAAACUAUGUGGGAAUUUCCCUCGAACCUUAGGCAAAUAUGCAUUAAAGAAUAAUGAAUGGAUGCAGAGUGGUAAGGUUGAUAAAUUGGAACAAAUAUUGAAGGAUGUCAUUGACAAUAAGAAAGAGAAGAUACUAAUCUUUUCAUUGUUUACUCAAGUGUUAGAUAUAUUGGAGCCUGUAUUGAGUACUAUGGGUUAUAAGUUUCUAAGACUUGACGGGUCCACACAAGUCAACGAAAGACAGUCGUUAAUCGAUACCUUCUAUGAGGACAACAGCAUCCCUGUGUUUCUGCUGUCUACAAAAGCAGGUGGGUUUGGUAUCAAUUUAGUGUGUGCCAAUCAUGUUGUGAUAUUCGAUCAAAGUUUCAAUCCGCAUGACGACAGACAGGCUGCCGAUAGAUCGCACCGUGUCGGCCAAACGAAGGAGGUGUAUGUAUCUACAUUGAUCAGUCAAGACUCCAUCGAGGAGCAAAUCCAUCAAUUGGCCAAGAAUAAACUAGCAUUGGAUAUGCAUGUCAGCGAGGACAACGGUGAAAGCAAGCAACAAGAGGCGGCUGCAGAGAGCAAGAUCAACGGCAUCCUCGAGGACAUCAUCUACAAAACAUAA